Mytilus trossulus (common blue mussel) is the source of this 501-nucleotide messenger RNA. RefSeq lists its product as uncharacterized. Gene Ontology annotation, molecular function: calcium ion binding. Lineage: Eukaryota; Metazoa; Mollusca; Bivalvia; Mytilida; Mytilidae. The coding region runs from base 50 to 430 and encodes 126 amino acids. The record is from RefSeq and is a predicted model, not a curated record. The transcript has 4 exons.
CAGAAAUCAAAGAAAUAAAUCAAGAUACAUUGUACCUAUCGUUAAAAAAAUGAAGUUAUUGAUUGUUUUGUGUUGUGUUGUGAGUGUUAGCUGGGCCUUACCAGGGAUGUUCAACAGAAGAGAAUCAACACCAAACGUUGCAGAAGUCAUUCAAAAAACCAUUUCUACGGUGAAUAAGAGGAGAACAAUUGAAAAGAGAACGGAUGGGGUAGAAUUGGCUUUUGAGUGGAUUGACGCUGACAGCAAUGGUCAUAUCAAUGGCGACGAAUUUUCUACUUUUUAUGCUCCAAUUAAAAUAGAGGGCAAAUUUCACAGCAAAUCUACGUGGUUAACUAUGUUCAACCAAGCCAUGACAAUUAUUGACACUAACGGAAAUAACCAGUUGGAAAUAGGAGAAUUUAGAACUCUAUCAGAGAUUGGUGGUUUGUAAAAAUAAAGAAGAGGAUUGAAAUCGGUCUUCAAUUUUGCAGAUUUGGAAAUAAAUACAUCAGUGAUAACAUC